UAUCUGAACAGCCCAUUUCAGAAGCCUCUUACAUGUUCGAUGAAAUGCCUCAAAGAGAGUAAAUUAUCCAAGUUCUUGAUCAAUCAACAUUCUUGGUUAAUGGGAAUCUUCAAUUUGGUGUUAUAGUUUAGUAUAAAGAUUGAAAAUGGAGAAAAUAAUGGUGUUGCAGUGUAAUUCAUCUUCUCCAUUUACGCAGCUAUGGCCAACUACAGUUACAGCAACGGCUUAUACCUGCAGUUUUAGCUGCUCUAAUGUUGUUUCUUUCAGAUUUCCAAGAAGAAUUAACAUGGGGUUUCAUUCUUUUCAAGAAAUUUCUAGAAGGAAUAGUUUAGUUAACUUAAGAAAAGCUACCUUUUGGGAAGAUCCUGAUGAUGGUAGUGAUAGUGAGGAAGAAGAGGAGAGUGAAAUGGAAGAAGAAGAAGAAGAAGAAGAAGAGGAGGAAGAUAUGGAUGUUGAGAGUAGCUUUGAAUAUGAAGUAAAUAAAGCUAUGGACAAUUCUACAAAUGGUUUGUCUACCAGGGAAGAUGAGUUUGUGAAAGAGGUUGAACAGCUUUUGAGCCCAGAGGAAAGGGAAAUUUUGUAUCGCAAUCAAACUCUAGAGCUGGAUAAGAUAUCAACGGAAAAAUGGAACCCUCUUCACACUUUUGCACUAGCAGGGCAGAUACGAUUUAUGGAUAGACUUCUAGAGGAGGGUCUUGAUAUUGAUGCCGUUGACAAGGAAGGGCAAACAGCUCUUCACCACGCCGUUUUUGGUAAAAAGGAGGCUGUGAUCAGUCAUCUUCUAAGAAAAGGUGCAAAUCCUCAAGUUAGGGAUACGGAUGGUGUCACCCCCCUACAUUAUGCAGUUCAAGUAGGAGCCUUGCAAACAGUUAAAUUGUUGAUCAAAUACAAGGUUGACGUGAAUGUUGCUGAUAAUGUUGGUUGGACGCCACUGCACGUGGCCAUGCAGAGCAGAAACAGAGACAUAGCAAAAGUUCUUCUUGUCAAUGGAGCAGAUAAGUACAGAAAGAAUAAGGAUGGUAAGACACCCCUUGAUAUUAGCCUUUGUUAUGGCAAAGAUUUCAAGUCCUAUGAUCUGGCUAAGUUACUGAAGCUUGUUCCUGCUAAUAGAGAGCUGUGAUUGGCUUCUACAAUUUACGUGCAGUUCUUCCGAAAUCUCAAGAAGAUUAGAACCGUGAUGUUGACAUUGACAUCUAUUCUUCUGCAUUUUUACUCCCAGCAAAGAAGAAAACAAUCAAUUAUAGUCUAAGAGGACGUGUUGAGACGGAUACAUAGAAGCACAAUUCAGAUCAACUUUCGGGCAUGGAAUCACUAGAAUUGUAAAAUAUUUGGGCAAUUGUGCAGCCAGUCUUGUAACAGAUUUGUAAAAAUAAAACAGAACCUGUUUUCUUAUGAUAUAUAUGUCCCAGUGCUGAUUUUAGCACA
Messenger RNA from Solanum tuberosum (potato), 1425 nucleotides. RefSeq names its product ankyrin repeat domain-containing protein EMB506, chloroplastic. The transcript has 7 exons. Gene Ontology annotation, molecular function: protein binding; transcription cis-regulatory region binding. Gene Ontology annotation, biological process: positive regulation of transcription by RNA polymerase II. The record is from RefSeq and is a predicted model, not a curated record. The coding region runs from base 146 to 1120 and encodes 324 amino acids. Gene Ontology annotation, cellular component: nucleus. Lineage: Eukaryota; Viridiplantae; Streptophyta; Magnoliopsida; Solanales; Solanaceae.